AAACAAAGGAAGAAGAAAACCAGAGAGCUGGAAACCAUCAUUUUCUUCCUAGACCUUCGCCUCUCGUCAUCGUCGUUCAGAAGCCAAGUGCUGGGUGGUGACAGCCAUCAUGAUCGAGAAACCAGAGGCUGCCGUCCAGAGCAUUGCUCAGCGGAAUCUGGAGGGCUAUGUAGGAUUUGCCAAUCUUCCCAACCAGGUGUAUCGCAAGUCGGUUAAAAGAGGCUUUGAGUUUACAUUGAUGGUUGUCGGUGAGUCUGGUCUUGGGAAAUCCACACUUAUAAAUUCCCUCUUCUUGACUGAUCUCUACUCCAAGGACUACCCUGGGCCGUCGCAGCGAAUUAAGAAGACUGUGCAGGUGGAGCAGUCCAAAGUGCUCAUAAAAGAAGGGGGGGUCCAGCUGACCCUCACGAUUGUUGACACCCCAGGAUUUGGAGAUGCAGUAGAUAACAGUAACUGUUGGCAGCCAGUCAUCAAUUAUAUUGACAGCAAGUGUGAGGACUUCCUGAACGCAGAAUCGAGGGUGAACCGCAGGUCGAUGCCGGAUAAUAGGGUCCACUGCUGUCUAUAUUUCAUUGCACCCUCAGGACACGGUCUGAAGCCACUUGACAUUGAGUUUAUGAAGAGACUCCACGACAAAGUCAACGUCAUUCCGCUUAUUGCAAAAGCUGACACGCUGACCCCAGAAGAAUGCCAACUUUUUAAGAAACAGAUAAUGAAAGAGAUCCAGGAGCACAAAAUCAAAAUUUAUGAAUUUCCGGACACGCACGAUGACGACGACAACAAGCUCAUCCGGAAGAUAAAGGAGAAGAUGCCAUUGGCUGUGGUUGGCAGCAACGUUGUCAUUGAGGUGAAUGGCAAGAAGGUCAGAGGUCGCCAGUACCCGUGGGGCGUGGCAGAAGUGGAAAACGGCGAACAUUGCGACUUCACUGUUUUGCGCAACAUGUUAAUCAGAACGCACAUGCAAGAUCUGAAGGACGUUACCAACAACGUCCACUAUGAGAAUUACCGUAGUAGGAAACUUGCAGCCGUCACCUGUAACGGAGUGGACACCACCAAGACCAAAGGACAGCUUACCAAGAGUCCGCUGGCCCAGAUGGAGGAGGAGCGAAAAGAACAUGUGAUGAAGAUGAAGAAGAUGGAAGCGGAAAUGGAACAAGUCUUUGAAAUGAAAGUGAAGGAAAAGAAACAGAAACUGAAGGAUUCAGAGGCUGAGCUGGAGCGGCGUCACGAGCAAAUGAAGAGGAACUUGGAGGCGCAGUACAAAGAACUGGAAGAGAAGAGACGAGUGUAUGAAGACGAGAAAACCAACUGGGAAGCUCAGCAGAGAAUUUUGGAGCAGCAGAAACUGGACGCCUCCAAGACAAUGGAGAAGAACAAGAAGAAAGGAAAAAUCUUUUGAAGAGUGAAUUUAAUUUUCAGUUACACAAAUACACACACACACAUGAAUAUUGUUACUCUCCAUAGCAUUUUUCUGUUUGAUAUUUUAAAACUAACAUGCACGUCGGCCCUCAUGUUUGUUAUUUUUGGUGACUUUCUUGUCAAAUGUUGUCCUUAUUGUUCCCAACAUAAUCUAAUACUACUCGGAGUACAAUGAAGUACUACUACCAUAAGUUCUACACUAUGUCCAUGUGUUGUACAGCGUAUCGUGCUUGGGAGAGGCUGUUUGAAGAGCCGUGGUCGCAUGACAUGACAAAACGUAUGACCACUAGGUUUGUUAUGUACGCUGUCGUCACAGGUAUGUCACAGGUACGUACCUCGUUCUUAACCUCAUAGUUAAUUUUGGGUAGUGUAAGGGAAAAAAAUAAACACUUCCUGUCCCGUGUGGAAUGUGGAAGAAUACCGUUACAAAUAACUUGUACCGUUACUCCGCUAUGGCUACAGUAGUCUGCUUGAAAUAGUAAAAAGAAAUGAAGAAGCAGACAACAUAAUAAUAAUAAUAAUAGAUUUUAUUUGUAAAAAGCACUUUACAUUGAGCAAACAACCUCAAAGGGCUACAGUGUAUUAAAAAAUAAAUAAAAGAUAUUAUUAAAAUAAAUAAAAUAUAAAAACUAGAACAGCCUAAUAGCUCAAACUAGUAUGCAUAUAUCUAUAAAAAGGCUUUUUAAAAAUACAAUUUAAAAAAAAAAGGGUUUUUAAGCCUUUUUACAAUCAUCCACAGUCUGAGGUGCCCUCAGGUGGUCAGGGAGAGCGUUCCACAGACUGGGAGCAGCGGAGCAGAAAGCCCGGUCUCCCAUAGUUCGCAGCUUUGUCCUUAGAGGUCGGAGGUGUCGUGGGGAAGAUUUGGCCACAAAGCAGGCAGGAACUCUAAAAGGUUCCUGAAGAACUAAUUAACAUACAAAAUAUGUGCUGUGUAUUUUCUCAGUAGUCAAAGUGCGAGUUCACCAAAGAUUCAGUUUGGAAGUAGACAUGAGAGUUGUGAAUGUUGGACACAAAUAUUCAAAAGCUACUGCAAAAAAACUAAGUAUUCCAGAACAAUAAUAUUAAGAAUGACCAAAAAAGUGUAACCAUUCGGCCUUCCGACUGGAAAGCACGUCCCUAGAAAGUAGAGCAACAAGGGAGGCAGGGAAGAAAAAAACAAUAACGAAACAGGACAAACAAACGUUAUGAGUAACGGCUGCAUAUGUAAUUUUACCGCAAACAUGUUCCUAGCCCCCUCCUGCUCUGUUACUGACAAAAACAUAAUAGCAGAGCUACUUAAAACAUUCUUACUGGCUGUUAAUGCUACACGAGGUCUUGUUAACGGUUUACUGGGUUCGAAUCCCAUUACGGAAGGUUUGCAGAUCGUAAAAUGUGUUUUAUUGCACGAAACAAAUCAAUUUAUUUUCAUUCAUUUUAGUCCAAAAAUGCAUCAAAUUGAAUUAAGAUUUGAAUGUUUUAUGCUUCGGGUCUCUCUGCCAUGUGGUUUCUCCCCGUGGUUUCAAGACAAAGCACAGACAGGAAAUGCAAGAAUAAACGAUGUUGUGUUACGCGGGAUUUAAACUGAAAGUGGACCUCGAGGACAUCGCCUUUUAUGGUAUUAUGCAAAACUUUCACAUGGCAUAGGAAAAUGUCGUGUUACUGGGGAGUGUUGUCAAGGUCUCUUUUGAAUAUGGAAUAGCAUUAUCUGCAAAAUACAGUAGAACACGCUUAUGUUUACAGCCUGAUCCGCUUAAGUCAACAUAUGUGAACCCCAAAGGACUCAUUUCUAAGAAAAAUGGUUUAUCAGUCCCUUCAGGAAUUUGCCAUGGCACCAAUUAAUGCAAAUAAAAACCAAUUCCCCUACAUAACGUCUUUAUUGCCCAAAAAACACAACUCUUGUCCUCCUGCAUAGCCUAAGAACUACUUCCUGUUACUGUCUACAGUGCUAAACCUAUGCAAACAUUAACUUCCUAAUUUACAUGUAUUUAUAUAUUUAUUUAACAUUAUUUAUCCAGGCUUAGACAAUUAAGAAACAUAUUUCUUUCAUUUGCCAUACUGACCUUGCUAAGAGGCAGCAUUUACAUGAUAGAGAUGUUGAAGUGUGAUGGCAAUCCCCAAUCAUCUCUCAUUUACCCAACAAGCAUGAGCGCUAUAGAUCAACUAUAGAACAGUUCGCUUCAAGUGUAAAACAUACACGGAGAAUAAUUGUAUUUUGUACACGACAGAGUACAAGGAAUAAGUGUUUCUUUCUGUAAUUAUAGUGAAUUAUUAGUUACAAUUAUUUAAAAGAGGACAGUAAUUAAAAAUUGAUAUCAGAGUAUGUACUUUUGCUGCCAUCUAGUGUCUGGUAUUAAGUAUGAGCUGUGUAACGAGCAUAACAUCAACACACUAUUUGUUUUCCAAUUUUCGUUGCAAUCCUGUACUAUUUUACGACAAGAUUACAUUGAUAAGAAAUUCAUAAAAAUAAGAAGAUCAUACAAUUUUAGAGAAACUAAUUAAGGCAUUUGAGGCUGCAAGCUGUUGGAGGGACUGAUAUACGUCGACAUGUGUCGUAUUGUUAACUUCAUCAUAUUCUUCUUCUAAUUACACACACUCACUUCCAGUUCAGUGCAAAAUAAGCUUAUGUUAACUCUCGCUUUAAAGGAAAACUGCCCUUUUUUGGGUGGAUUAUGCCUAUCAUUCACAAUCAUGAAAGAUAUGACGGAUGUAUUUUUUCUAGUGCAUUCCAACACUCAAAUAAAAGUAGCCGAUGGGAGGUCCACUAUUUCGCACAUAAAAUCAAAUAAAUAACCAUUCAGUGAAUUAAUUAUAAACCAAGUAUUAGUGAUAUUGUUAUUAUAAGUGCUAACGCAGACAAACUAUAACGGCGCUGUGAUCAUAAAACUGAUGAUCGACUGAUCAUAAAUCAUGCCUCUCACCCGGACAGAAAAAGUCUGAGUAGGUUUUCCAUUUGGGUCCCGGAAACGGCGAGAACGAUACGAAAAGACGCUUGCUUUUUUUUUUUUUUCUGGCGGUUCCCCUUUUGAGUUGUCACGAGGUGUGUGGACUUAUCUGUGUUCCAGGUCUUGGACGACCUAUGCUCACACCUAACAAGUCUUAGAUGUUAAAAUAGAAUAUUUUCAGUCCUUCAAAGCUCUCGUAUUUCUUACCCAGAUUUGUUGUGUGUUAUUUUCUUAAAACGAUAGUAAUAUUAUAUGGAAUAUGAGACGGCUUCGCUGUAGUUUUCUUGAGUGACUCUUAUAUGAAACCAGGAUCCAACUAUAUUUUUCCAAGCUGUCAUUGCAUUUCAAACAAGACGCUAAAAGGAUUUUAGCAGGUAAAUAAAUAUUACUAUUUGCAUCCAGUCAUGCUCGAUAACAUUUAUUGUGUACAUAAUAUUUUACUGUGAGGAUUUUGCUUUGUUUGCUUUCUUCAUGCCAGAAGUAACCACGGACUACGUUAUUCCCCACACCUUCUUUAAGGCUUUUUUUUUUUCUUAUCACAUUUGGACAAAAGUGGCAGCAUUUUCUUUGAUGCUUUCAGUAACUGCAUUUUUUUAUUAUUAUUAUUGACCUUUUAUAUGUAUACCGUCUAACUGUCCAUUUACAAUAUUAAAGUUUACAUGGUUAUGCAUCCA
Messenger RNA from Nerophis ophidion (straightnose pipefish), 5014 nucleotides. Its product is annotated as septin-7-like. Gene Ontology annotation, molecular function: molecular adaptor activity; GTP binding; GTPase activity. The transcript is spliced from 14 exons. Gene Ontology annotation, cellular component: cell division site; septin ring; microtubule cytoskeleton. NCBI's taxonomy places the organism in Eukaryota, Metazoa, Chordata, Actinopteri, Syngnathiformes, Syngnathidae. The coding region runs from base 110 to 1399 and encodes 429 amino acids. The record is from RefSeq and is a predicted model, not a curated record. Gene Ontology annotation, biological process: cilium assembly; cytoskeleton-dependent cytokinesis.